This is a messenger RNA of Wasmannia auropunctata (little fire ant), 889 nucleotides long. Its product is annotated as keratin, type II cytoskeletal 1b-like. Lineage: Eukaryota; Metazoa; Arthropoda; Insecta; Hymenoptera; Formicidae. The coding region runs from base 27 to 806 and encodes 259 amino acids. The transcript has 6 exons. The record is from RefSeq and is a predicted model, not a curated record.
AAAAGCGGCGAGAUUAAAGGAUUAGCAUGCAGUGCAUCCUGGGAACAUCGAAUCCCGUCACUAUGGCAGCUCGCGCUCUUAGCCUAGUACUCCUGUUUACAUUUGUCACGGUCAUCUUCGGAUUGCCGACUUCUUUGCCAGAAGCAGCUGUAGCAACACAUGAAGAACACACAUUGUCAACCGAGCUGCUACCGCCGCCCGUAGACGAGAAGGAAGGAGAACACCAUGCUACAAUCUAUAUCAUUAAUCUGUACGCUGUAAAAAAUGGUAGCAGCAACGCGUCGGAGGAAAUGUUCCAAAACGAAGUCGUGGAAACGAUACCUGACAUAAUGGAGCCGCUGGUCUCGGUUCUCCUAGUAGUAGAGGACGAUGAAAACGAAGAGUUAGAAAAGCAUCCGCCCGUCGACCUCGACGAAUUUGCGGAGGGAUUGAAAGGCCAAGGUUUCAAGGUCGACAAGAUUGAUCUUAACAGCAAGGCGAAGGUGCUUAAGAUGAAAUUGGAAAAGACGGAGGCGCAGAGUAUGAUAGACUCGGCUUUGAAGGGUAAUGAGAAGAGAUACCGUCAAAAAAGGACCAUCUGUUACAAAUGCGGCGGCGGCGGAGGAUGGGGGCAUCGAAAAGUGAUACCAAUAGUAGUUGUACCCAUACCUAUUACAGGCCAUGGUCAUCAUGGUCAUCAUGGUCAUCGUGGCGGCGGCGGCUGUAACCGUUGCGGUCGUGGUGGAGGCGGAUGGGGAGGCGGAGGCGGAUGGUCUCACGCAUCCGCGUCGGCCCAUGCUUCUUCUGGUAGCUGGGGAAGAAAAUGAAAAGAAUAUAUGUAAUCACGUAAACGUGUUGCCAUUAAUGAUUUAUGCUGCCUUCAUGUUUAAUACACGUAUGCAAAAAAAAA